This is a messenger RNA of Trypanosoma grayi, 2826 nucleotides long. RefSeq lists its product as hypothetical. The record is from RefSeq and is a predicted model, not a curated record. The coding region runs from base 1 to 2826 and encodes 941 amino acids. The transcript has a single exon. NCBI's taxonomy places the organism in Eukaryota, Euglenozoa, Kinetoplastea, Trypanosomatida, Trypanosomatidae. Gene Ontology annotation, cellular component: plasma membrane. Gene Ontology annotation, biological process: transmembrane transport. Gene Ontology annotation, molecular function: transmembrane transporter activity.
AUGGAAGACAUAGACUGGCGCCGCAUAGCGGAGAACCGUUUGUCGCAGCAGGGCGGUGGGAAGAAGUAUUGGGCGAAUGAGCCUGAUACAGCGCCAGAGAUGUCGAAGCUUCAGGUACGAGAGGACAUCACGGAUGACACGAUUAGCCUCGCAUCGUAUUGGUAUAUCGUCAUGUCACCCAAUUUUCGUAUUUCCGCACUUCUAUCGCUGCGCAUCACAAUGGUUGUGGUUCUUCCUUUGAUGAUCAUCUCAGACAGGUUCCAAAACAUCUUCCCAAUGUACAUUGUCCUAGGCUUGUAUGGCAUUGUCUUCUCGCAGGUGACGGUGGGUGAGCAGAUUGCCUCGCUGAUUACCACCCUUCAAACGGUUGUCUGGGGAAUGACGUGGGGGAUGCUGAUGCGGAUCUUCAACACUUUGGCGUACCCUUCUGCGUGGUGGUCCGCUAUGUUUUUUGGCUGCUUUUUUGUAGCACUUUUCGGGGACCUGCGUUGCCGGCGCUUCGCCAUACUAAUGACAACGCUUAUUAUGGAGGUGGAGCGGAUGAACUCUGCGAAUAAUCCCUUCCUCCCCCUCCUAGUGGCUCGCGACAUGCUUUUUGCUUCUGCAUUCGCCCUGGUGCAGGUGGUUCUGCCACCCUUCACGAUGACUAGCCGGGCUGAUGAAGCGAUGGCCAAGUCGUGGGUGUACGUGGGUGAGAUGGUGCGCAACGCCGCCAAAGCCUGCUGGGCACAGGACCCCAUUGAGAUUGCGGCAGCACUUCGAAUGCUGAACACAGAGCCGCUGCAUAAUACGUUCGUCACUGUCCCUGGUCAGCUGUUCUUUGUUAUGUAUGAGCCGUGGGUGUCGUCACUGCGGUUGCAGCUGCGGAGGGAACGUCUUGAGGUGCUGCGAAAACUAAUGCCCAUGUUGCACGCCAUGGCGUACGCGGCCCGUGCACUGAAUUCAGGAAAGACGCCACGGCCCCAAGGGGAGGGGGUAAAAAACGGCAUGAGUUCUGCUGUAGAUGCGUCUCGGGUGCGUCUGGAAGGUCCUCUGAAUGAUUAUCUGGGCGCCCUAGAAACCACACUGAAGAACCUGGGAAGCGUCUUGAGCCCACAUGAGGUGGUGGAAACAGUGCGGUUCGAUGAUCUUCAGACGGCCACGUCACACCUGCAGGCCGCCAUCGACUCGCUGCACUUCGACACGAUGACAUCCAGCCGUGUUCCCAUGGACCCUGUGCGGUACAUCCACUUCGUGUUUUUCCAUCUCAUGAUGGUGCUGCUGAGUGAGGAGCUGCUCAAGUAUGCCGAGCUCAUGCGAAACUUUGAUCGCAAGCGGUACAAGUCGAGUUUGCGCCGCGUUUUCGAGUUCUUCUUCCUGGACCAUUGGAACGACUUCUGGAGUGAACUGCCGAAGCGUCUCACACUGGCCACACCGCGUGAUGUUCGGCUAGUGAAGGAUGCGUUAAAGCUCGCCUGUGGCUACACUGUGGCGUGUGCGUACACACUCUACAUCGACACUGAAAACGUCUAUUACUUUGGGAUGGCGAUCCUCAUGGGUGUGGGCCUCCCAACCGCUGGCGAGUCAUUGAUGAGUGGCGUGCAGCGGGUGGCUGGCCUCGUGUUCGCCACAUCUAUUGCGUUUGUGGGGCAGAUGCACCACAACACAGAGGUGCAGAAGUAUGCCAUGGGGCUUGCGGGCGUUUUUGCAUCAUUAUUUUUGCGCGCGUUCCCAGCCUACUUGCACUGCGGCAUUUACUGUGCAAUGAUGAUUCCUACGUCAAUGCAUGUUGUUGGCUUGCCGUUGACAGCGUUGUCCCGUCUGGUAGCGAACUGCUUCUCCGUGAUGACGUACUACGCCAUAGUUGUGUUCGUAUUCCCCGUUGAUCCCAUUAAGGUGCUGCACAACACGGAGGUUGGUGCAAUGAAGGGUCUUUCAGACAGUUUUUGUGAUCUGAUGCAUCUCGUGUCGGCUCCACUUGACACGCCGGGAACCGGGGUAAUGGAAUACCUCCUCGAGGUCCAGAAACGCCGUGGUAGCUUGUGGGCCACCGUGCAGCAGGUGCCGCUGCAGAUCCGGACGGUGGCUGCGGAACCGACCAUUCGCGGUAUGCCGUACCCCGUGCACGAGCAGGAGGAGUUCGCACCGGUGCUGCGUCGUAUUACUGCGUCAUUGGAUAUAAUUCUGAUGGGCCUUUUGUGCAUCCAUCGGGAGCGUGUGAGUCCCAUUGAGGAGGAAUUCCACCAGGCUCUGGAGACUAUAAAGCCGCUGGUGCGGAACAUCGACCGACAGAGUCGUUACGUCAUGCAGGACUUUGUAGAUGCGGUGCAGCAGCCGACCAAGUGGGCAUUAGACGGUGCAAUGGAUCACUUCUCGGCCCUGCUGGAAGUGAACUGUGAGCUCAGGGAUGCCUUCAAUGAGACUUACAGCAAUAUUUUGGCUGCAAUUCGGUGGAAAGCUAAUCAACUCCGCCAAGGCAACACAAGAGGGCGGCAGCAACAGGCUGCUGGCGAUGAUGCAGCAUUCUUCCCGCCGGAUGUGGAGAUAACGAAGCCACCGUACGGCAACAGCAACGAGACCGAAGACGAUGACGAACAUGCGGCAGGACGUCAUGAGCUCACGGCGCCGCGCAAUGUGAGUUUCAUGCUUCGCCCGGAGGAGUUCACUAUCAAUCAUGACAUGAAUAUGAGUAUCGCUUUACUAGUGGGAAUCGAUCUGUUCUGUUCCGAGUUGGAGAAAUCGCUGCGGAUAAUGUUAUAUGUGAACCGCUUUGAGCGAAGUCGUCGUCCUCAGCAUAAGAUGAAAGUUACGAGGGAUAGAAAGAAAGAUGGCGAAGUGGGGGCCUAA